AUGACAUCAACAUCCGAGUCGACACCCAUCAGCAAUAACAACAACAAUGACCCACAACAACAACAACAACAACAACAACAGCAGCAGCAAGUGCCCCCUUCAAGUACAGGAACUCCUUCAACACCCAAAUUCAAAGUUUUCCAGGAGACGUUCAUGUUUAUGAAUCAGCAGCCCGUACAUAUUCAAGUGAUCGAGAUGGAGAAUUCGCAGUGGGUGUGGAUCUCGUCAGCGGGGGGUAACCCGUUGCAACAGCAACAGCAGGAUGCUCUUCAGGGUGGUGGGAGUGCUGGAGGAGGAGGCGGUGCUGGUGCUGGUGCUGGUGCUGGAGGUGCGGGGACGGGGGCGUUUGGGGAUUUGGCUAUGGCUAUGCCUGCCUUCCGGGCUGGACAGACCCCGGUAUCGAGUACGUUGCUCGGGAGCCCAAUUGAUGAAACGGCCGCUGGUAUCGCACGGCGACUCGCGACAAAGUUUAAGAGACAGUUCUUGGUGAACUUGGAUAUCCCGGCAAGUGUGGAUAAUGCGAUGGUGUUGGCGUAUUCGGAACGCAAGGUGGUCGAUAUGCUGCGCGUCAUUGCCGAGACUACCGCCGCAGGAGAUGUAUGA
Messenger RNA from Linnemannia hyalina, 603 nucleotides. NCBI's taxonomy places the organism in Eukaryota, Fungi, Mortierellomycota, Mortierellomycetes, Mortierellales, Mortierellaceae. The record is from the annotation of a GenBank genome assembly.